AUGACCACUGUACAGCCUUUUGAGGCAACUGAUUUGUUCAAGUUAAAUAAUGUAAAUUUGGAUACUCUUACAGAAAACUUCCCACUAGAGUUUUAUUUUGAAUACCUCAUAUUAUGGCCAGAACUAUUCUUCAAGAGUGUUGAAUAUACUGCAAAUAGCAACUCAAAUCAUGAUAUCUCAGGAUAUAUGAUGGCAAAAACUGAAGGAAAAGGGCAGGAAUGGCAUUCUCAUAUCACCGCAGUUACUGUCUGUCCUGAGUUCCGUAGAAUAUCGCUAGCUUCAAUGUUGUGCAAUACAUUAGAAGCCAUCACUGAUUCUGAACCACACAAUGUUAAUUUCAUCGAUUUAUUCGUAAAAUGCAAUAACCAAUUGGCUAUAAUGCUUUAUGAAAAGCUGGGUUAUUCCGUCUAUCGACGAGUUGUUGGCUACUAUAAUUCUAAUGAAGAUGGAUACCCUGAGACGCUGAAAAAGAUUAAUGAUGGUAAGGAUGCAUUUGAUAUGAGAAAAGCCAUGGCAAGAGAUAAGGGACAAAAUAUUAGAAAAGAUGGGAGAAAGCAUAAAUGUUACCCCCAUGAAGUGAAAUUCUGA
Molecule: messenger RNA, 588 nt
Organism: Kazachstania africana CBS 2517
Lineage: Eukaryota; Fungi; Ascomycota; Saccharomycetes; Saccharomycetales; Saccharomycetaceae
Gene: NAT3
Product: peptide alpha-N-acetyltransferase complex B subunit NAT3
Exons: 1
Coding region: 1-588 (195 amino acids)
Biological process (GO): N-terminal peptidyl-methionine acetylation
Cellular component (GO): NatB complex
Molecular function (GO): protein-N-terminal amino-acid acetyltransferase activity
Source: RefSeq, a predicted model, not a curated record